Neurospora tetrasperma FGSC 2508 is the source of this 1494-nucleotide messenger RNA. RefSeq lists its product as uncharacterized. The record is from RefSeq and is a predicted model, not a curated record. Lineage: Eukaryota; Fungi; Ascomycota; Sordariomycetes; Sordariales; Sordariaceae. Gene Ontology annotation, molecular function: mannan endo-1,6-alpha-mannosidase activity. The coding region runs from base 1 to 1494 and encodes 497 amino acids. Gene Ontology annotation, biological process: fungal-type cell wall biogenesis; carbohydrate catabolic process. The transcript is spliced from 4 exons.
AUGACCACAUCUCCAAUAUGCACAGACUCCAUCAAACGCGCCGCCUCUCUUGUCGCCUCGGACCUCCUCACCUACUACCAUGGCUCCGAACCCGGCCAAACGCCCGGCAUCCUCCCCGGCCCUCCCCCCGCCGGCGACUACUACUGGUGGGAAUCUGGUGCGCUCUGGGGCACCCUGAUGGACUACUGGCACUACACGGGCGACUCGUCUUACAACGAGCUGAUCACCUCCUCCAUGCUCUUCCAUACGGGCCCGCCGCUCAACGCGUACAUGCCCGAGAACUAUACCAUAUCUAUGGGCAACGACGACCAGGGUUUCUGGGGCCUAUCCGCUAUGCUCGCAGCCGAGAUCGGCUUUCCUGACCCACCGGCUGAUAAGCCUCAGUGGUUGCAGCUCGCUCAGGCGGUGUUUCACACCCAGGCGGAUCCUGGAAGACAUGAUGAUGUGUGUGGUGGUGGGUUGCGAUGGCAGAUACCGAUGGCGAAUAUCGGGUAUGAUUAUAAGAACUCGAUUAGCAACGGUAUCUUCUUCAACCUCGGCGCCAGACUGGCGAGGUACACGGGAAACGAAACGUACGCGCACCAUGCAAGAAAGACGUGGGAUUGGAUGAUGGCAGUCGGAUUGAUGACCGAAGACGGGAAUGUGUACGAUGGAGCGCAUACGGGGGUGAAUUGUACGGAUGUGUUCAAGGCGCAGUUCUCAUAUAACGCGGCAAUAUUCCUACAAGGGGCGGCCUUCAUGUAUAGCUUUACAAAAGGUCCAGAACAAGUCCUCUGGAAGAACCGCGUCCAAGCCCUCCUCGACCGGACCAUAGCCUUCUUCUUCCACGCCGGCCCCAUGAUCGAGCUCUCUUGCGAGACGCCCACCGUCAUCCUCUGCAAGACCGACAUGCUCUCCUUCAAGGGCUACACGCACCGGUGGAUGGCAACCACCACGCAACUCGCGCCAUUCACGCGCGACCCCAUCAUGCGAGCUUUGCGCAACUCUACCGCCGCGGCCGUCAACUCGUGCCGUGGUCCCCUCCACGACGGCCGAGCGUGCGGCUUCCGCUGGACGACGGACGGGUACGAUGGGUUGACGGGAGCAGGGCAAGAGAUGAGCGUUUUGGCGGCUUUGUCAUCGUUGUUGGCUUUUAACGAAAACGCCGGUGGUGAGGGGAAAACGGGUAACAAAGGGGCGCCGCUGACGGGGGAGACCGGGGGAACGAGUAAAGGGAAUCCGCAUGCGGGGACGGGGAAGGGAGUGGUUGAUCCGACGGAGCUGAGGGAGUUGACGAAGGGGGAUAAGGUGGGAGCGUGGAUUCUUACGGCGUUUACGCUGGGGACGCUGGGGGCGGCGUUUGUGCUGAUGGCCUCAGGGUCAUUUGAGAAGCUGGAGGGUGGGGCUACGGCAGCAGCAGCAGCAGCAGCGGCUGGGGAGAAGAAGAAGAAGGAGAAGUUGUCGAUUUGGUACAAGAUUGCGAGGGAAAGUUAUUUUUUCAGGCAUCAGGGCUGA